Messenger RNA from Pelmatolapia mariae (spotted tilapia), 717 nucleotides. Its product is annotated as GTPase IMAP family member 7-like. The record is from RefSeq and is a predicted model, not a curated record. The transcript has 2 exons. Gene Ontology annotation, molecular function: GTP binding. The coding region runs from base 1 to 717 and encodes 238 amino acids. NCBI's taxonomy places the organism in Eukaryota, Metazoa, Chordata, Actinopteri, Cichliformes, Cichlidae.
AUGGCUUUAUUUCCAGCAGGUCCUGAUUUGAGGAUUGUGAUGAUUGGAAAAACUGGUGUGGGCAAGAGCGCUGUUGGAAACACCAUCCUGGGAAACAGAGAAUUCAAAUCUUGCCCUUUAUCUGGGUCGGUGACUGAGGUCUGUAAAAAAGGUGUGACUCAGUGGGGUAAUAGAGUAGUUAGUGUUGUAGACACACCAGGGAUCCUGGACACUGCAAAAUCAGAUGAGCUCAUCAAAAGAGAAAUCGUCAAAUGUGUUGAAGUCUCCUGUCCCGGUCCUCAUGUGUUCCUGUUGGUCAUCCAAGUGGGUCGAUUCACCAAAGAAGAGAAAAACUCAGUGGAAGCCCUGCAGGAGCUGUUUGGCCCCGAGGCAAACAAGUACAUGAUUGUGCUCUUCACCCGAGGUGGUGAUCUUGGAAGCAUGACCAUAGAGCAGUAUGUACGUGACGCUGAGGAAGGGCUAAAGCGCAUCAUCGAAAGCUGUGGAAACAGGUUCCACGUCUUUGACAACAUCAGCAAAGACAAAAAGCAGGUGGUGGAGCUGGUCAAGAAGAUUGAUAACAUGAUGGCAGCAAAUGGGGGCACACACUACACAGACGCCAUGUACAAGGAGGUGGAGGAAGCACACAGACUGGGAUUGACACUGCAGCAGUACAGGUUCACUGAGCCGCUGCUUAAGCGUGUCAGACUUUUUCGCAUUCUUCUUGGGAGAGAUUAA